UGGAGGGUAACUUGUUUACGUAUUCAUGUACAGAGCUCUAGCACGAUGGAAAAUGUUGUUCUUGUAAAACUCCUUGUCUUGUUUCUUGUUUUCCCACUAACACUGGUUGCAUCUUGCCUGCCGAUCUGGUUAGCGCGGCGGUCCUUGCGGAAGAAAUGCGAACUGCAGAACCGUAGAACGGGUAGGGCUCUAGGCUUAUUAAACUGUCUUGCGGGAGGGGUUUUCUUGGGAACGUGUCUCCUAGACCUAGUGCCGAGUGUGGAGGAACAACUACAGACAGUGGUGUCAGGUUUUGUCAACUUUCCAGGCUUCCCACUGGCCCAGUUCGCUAUCGGUGCCGGGUUUCUCCUUAUUCUUUCCGUCGAACAGUGCACCGCAAAGUACAGCGAAGGUUAUAAAUCCACAACAUCAAGUCCUCCUUGUGAGACAACAGACGAAGACGUAGAACUGGACAUCUUUUCUCACGAAGUUGAGAACUUGGGACUCCUUGGUGGUGAAAGAAUCAGCAAAACUACCGACCUAAGAUCGUGGACUCUUGCUGUUGCUGUUUCGAUGCAUUCGAUAUUCGAAGGGAUGGCGGUGGGACUGCAGCAGAACGUAACGGACGUGUUUGAGUUGGUGAUGGCAGUGGCUCUACAUAAGUGCGUCUUAGCUUUCGGGCUAGGGCUGACCUUUGUACAGAGUGACCUUGGAAAAAAGUCAGUGGCAGGACUGUGCUUGGCGUUUGCCAUAACCGCUCCUAUAGGUAUAGGAAUCGGAACAUUGGUUGAGAACGGUGCGGAGAGUUCACACAGUUCCGCGGUAAGUGGGGUGUUACAGGGGCUGGCUACAGGGACACUUCUGUACGUCACGUUCUUAGAGAUCCUGUCACGUGAGCUGCACGGGAAAAACGACAGGAUCCUUAAAGUUUUCCUGGUGACAGCCGGCUACGCUAUCGUCUGUGGGCUGAUGCUUCUUGACCCGGAAACGAAUGAGUCAUUUGAACGUUGUGAUGAGGGAUCACCCUCACAAUAUACUUCCGGUUCAACCAAUACUCCUUUGAACAUCUAAAUAUGGUCAUGCGUUCAUCAAUUAUUUUUUUUCACGGAACUUAUGAUACCGGUGAAGGUAUUUAAAACAUAUCAAAUAUCAAGACAAUUCAUUCAGGCAAUCUUGAAUGAUCGUGAAUUGAAUGAACAGCACACAAAGUGCAAACGAAAACAUAACUUUCUAGGCGCGAAGGCAACAAUUUGUUACUUAAUACUGCUGAAAGUAUCCAUUGGUCUUCUAUAUCUACUGUCUCUUGUGGUCAUCAGCUAUAUGUAUUAUUAUGAAAAUUGAUAUUUCCUUCAGUGAAUGAUUUGAUCAUUUUGGAAAAUAACUGGAUAACUAACGUUACGUUGAUUAUGAUAUCUGUUCUUGUAUUUUAUGUAUAUUAUGAUUUGAUGUAUCAUUGUUAAG
This is a messenger RNA of Branchiostoma floridae (Florida lancelet), 1440 nucleotides long. Its product is annotated as zinc transporter ZIP1-like. The record is from RefSeq and is a predicted model, not a curated record. Gene Ontology annotation, biological process: zinc ion transmembrane transport. Bases 46 to 1050 code for a protein of 334 amino acids. Gene Ontology annotation, molecular function: zinc ion transmembrane transporter activity. The transcript has 4 exons. Gene Ontology annotation, cellular component: plasma membrane. NCBI's taxonomy places the organism in Eukaryota, Metazoa, Chordata, Leptocardii, Amphioxiformes, Branchiostomatidae.